Messenger RNA from Paramecium sonneborni, 367 nucleotides. NCBI's taxonomy places the organism in Eukaryota, Ciliophora, Oligohymenophorea, Peniculida, Parameciidae. The record is from the annotation of a GenBank genome assembly.
AUUAAAUGAGAUUAAGACUAGUGUGUAGAUAAUUUUUUAACACAUCGAAAAAGGCACCACCAAAACCUUCAAGUAUAAUGGGUGCAUAACUUUCUGAAAAACAGAUGGAGGAAUUAAUGAAUCCAUUAGGAUUUUUAAAAGAAAAUGAAAAGAGUGAAGUUUAAGAAUAAAUUGAGAAGGCAAAAGAAUUAAAGGAGCUAAUAUAGAAAUAUAAAAUAAAUAAGACCUUAUAGAGUGGAGAUCAAAAUAAACCUUAUGAAUUAGAUAAAAAUGGGAUGCCACCUGAAGUAGGAUUUAAAGUUAAAGGUCCAGAACCAACAAGAUAUGGAGAUUGGAUUGGAAGGGGUCGAGUAACAGAUUUUUGAGA